AUGCGAUGUGAGACCUGUAGAAAUUUCUGCGUGGAUCCGAACGCCAUUAUUGUACGUCAGUGUAACUCUACUGCCGAUAUAACUUGUCGCUGUAAAGAUGAAUUCUACAAUCACUCCAAAGGGAGUGGGGAGUGGAUUUGUGUCCCUUUUAGUGAUUGUCCGCCUGGACAGGAGGUACAGCGACCAGUGAUACACAGUGCUCACAAUGCAAACCUGGAACAUAUUCGACGACCAACUCACUGGAAGAUAAAUGUUUGCAAUGCUCUAUAUGUACUUCAGAUGAAACAAGAAAACACCUUUGUGAUGCAACAAGCAACACUUUGUACUUUCAACAACAGCAGUCAUAAUGAAAUUAGUAUUUCAGCCAUUGGAUCUCAAAGCGAAAAUAACAAUAAUAAUGAACAAAUAGACCAAAUAUGUUCUAAUGUGCCCUCAUCCAGUAACGCUCACGUUGAUGACGAGGAUCGUUCUUCCACAGAACCUGAAAAAAUGUGGUCUCCUGUAUUCCGACUUCUUUCUACUGGAAUUAAUCGUGAUGAAUGGAAAAAUGUAAUGAGAACUUUAUUCGCAAAAUAUGACGAAAUACAGCAAAUAGAGUGUAAAAUUGAAGAAAUAUGCCAUGACUAUCCAAAUGACGUCAAAGAACGUAUAUAUCAGUGCCUUUUAAAAUGGCUCAAACGUGCUGGUGAUAAAGCCUUUCUAGAUGACAUUGUCUCGGCUCUUGAAAAAGAUAAUAUGCUUUCGUUAGCGUACAAACUUGAAAAAGAUUAUCCCAUGUUGUUGCAAAAAUAUUCUAAUGAAAAUAGUAGUUUUCAAGGAGGUCAACUAAAUAGUAGUUGUUGA
Molecule: messenger RNA, 843 nt
Organism: Mytilus trossulus (common blue mussel)
Lineage: Eukaryota; Metazoa; Mollusca; Bivalvia; Mytilida; Mytilidae
Exons: 5
Coding region: 1-843 (280 amino acids)
Biological process (GO): signal transduction
Molecular function (GO): protein binding
Source: RefSeq, a predicted model, not a curated record